Molecule: messenger RNA, 645 nt
Organism: Oppiella nova
Lineage: Eukaryota; Metazoa; Arthropoda; Arachnida; Sarcoptiformes; Oppiidae
Source: the annotation of a GenBank genome assembly
AUGGCUGGAGUGGUUCGCAACGAAGGCGCGAGCUUUAUAAACCUUGUGGUCAAAAACCCGGAUAACAUAACUGUAGACCAGUUUAAGUUUGGCAUAAAAAUGGCCGAUUUGGAGUAUCACAACAUAGACAUUGAAAACGUGACCGCAUUUUACUUGCAAAACGUCAACACCAGUAGCUCUCAGGCCCUCCGGUGGGCCAUCUCUGACUUUGUCGGCGAUUUGACGCUCAAGUGUCCGACAUAUCUGUUCGCCAAACAGUUCGCCAUAACUGUGAAGGAGUGGCAAAGGGUUUACUUUUAUGAACUCCUUUACGGAAGUAAAAGAUUUUCUCAAAUCAUUGGUUGCGAUGAGAAAACUGAAGGUAUCUGUCAUGCGGAGGACAUACCGUUUGUAUUUGGUUUACCCUAUAUUUAUGAGAAAGACUACGAACCGGAGGAUAUGUUUUUCAGUCGAGAAGUCAUGAAAAUGUGGACUAAGUUUGCGAAAGACGGACAUCAAGACCAGGAAUGGCCGCAAUUACUGAAUAACGAUGGCGUGGAUGGCGUUCCCCUUGUGAAAGGUCUGGACCCGACAAAUAUGACACUCGUAUUGAGUGAUCCCUUUCACCGCACAUGUGAUGGCAUUUGGAGCACAUAUUUCCUGUGA